Molecule: messenger RNA, 3618 nt
Organism: Trifolium pratense (red clover)
Lineage: Eukaryota; Viridiplantae; Streptophyta; Magnoliopsida; Fabales; Fabaceae
Product: receptor-like protein kinase HSL1
Exons: 2
Coding region: 308-3307 (999 amino acids)
Biological process (GO): protein phosphorylation
Molecular function (GO): protein kinase activity; ATP binding; receptor serine/threonine kinase binding
Source: RefSeq, a predicted model, not a curated record
UUACGUGGACAAAAGUAAUUAAAUGAUUCUAUAAUAUCGAUAAACCUGUCGCAACCCAUCAAAUCAUUUCAACUCUCAGACCUCUUAUAGUGAAAGAAAACAGAGAGAUAACAUCAAAACCAAUCACUACCACCACAGUAGUACCAUUCUUUACUUUACUACUACAACACAACACAACACAACAAUGGCAAAACACAAGGAACAACCAAACCAAACACAGUACUAAUCACAUCAAAACCAAACACAAACACAAACACAAAAACAAAAAACAACACACUCUCUCUGUUUACACACACAACACAACACAAUGCUUCAUCAUCUAUUAUUCAUGUUCCUCUUUCUCUUCCUCCUCCUCCUUCAACCACCAACCAUUACCUCUCUCUCACAAGAAGGUUUCUACCUACACCAAUUCAAACUCUCCCUAGACGAUCCCUCCUCUUCUUUAUCCACCUGGAACAACAACCGUGACCAAACACCAUGCACUUGGUCCGGCAUAACCUGCGACGACAACAAAACAGUAACAAAAAUCAACCUCUCAAAUUUCAACCUCUUUGGUCCACUUCCAACUUCAAUCCUCUGUCGUUUAACAAAUCUCACUACACUAAUCCUAACCAACAAUUCCAUCAACCAAACACUCCCUUUAGAUAUUUCUCUUUGCACCUCCCUUACUCAUUUAGACCUCUCUCAAAAUCUACUCACCGGUACACUCCCCCACACUCUAUCAAAUCUUCCUAACCUCCGUUAUCUUGACUUAACGGCUAACAACUUCUCCGGUGAAAUACCUAACUCUUUCGGUAAAUUCCAGAAACUUGAAGUCAUUUCGUUAGUUUAUAAUCUUCUAGAUUCUUCUAUUCCUGCUUCUCUCGGAAACGUAACUACAUUGAAAACUCUUAAUCUCUCUUAUAAUCCGUUUCAACCGUCGCAUAUUCCGCCGGAGAUCGGAAACCUAACUAACCUUGAGAUUCUAUGGCUUAGUUCAUGUAAUCUUGUUGGUGUUAUUCCUGAUUCGUUUAGGAAUUUGAAGAAACUAAGUGUGUUUGAUCUUUCUAUGAAUAAUCUUGAAGGUUCUAUUCCGAGUUCGCUCACUGAAAUGACGAGUUUGAAGCAGAUUGAGCUUUAUAAUAACUCGUUGUCCGGUGAGUUACCUGCCGGAAUGUCGAAUCUUACUUUGUUGAGGCUUAUUGAUGUUUCGAUGAAUUCUAUCGGUGGUGUUAUUCCUGAUGAGUUAUGUAGAUUACCGCUUGAGAGUCUUAAUCUUUAUGAGAAUCGAUUCUCCGGUGAGUUGCCGGCGAGUAUAGCUGAUUCGCCGAACUUAUAUGAGUUUAAGAUUUUUACGAAUUUGCUCACCGGUGAGUUGCCGGAGAAUUUAGGGAAGAAUGGUCCGUUGAUAUGGUUUGAUGUUUCGAAUAAUAAAUUUUCCGGUAAGAUUCCGGCAAGUUUGUGUGAGAAGGGAGCGUUGGAGGAGUUAUUGAUGAUACAUAAUUCGUUUUCCGGGGAGAUUCCGGAGAGUUUGGGUAGGUGUCGAACAUUGGCGCGUGUUAGGUUGGGUUUUAAUAGGUUGUCUGGUGAUGUUCCGGUGGGUUUGUGGGGUCUGCCGCAUGUGUAUCUUCUUGAACUUGUUGAUAACUCGUUUUCUGGUUCAAUUGCUAAGACUAUUGGUGGAGCUGGAAAUUUGUCUUUGUUGACUUUAUCCAAUAAUAAUUUUUCUGGUGUGAUUCCUGAAGAGAUUGGAAGAUUGGAAAAUCUUUUGGAGUUUUCUGGUGGUAAUAACAAGUUCAACUCUUCAUUGCCUGAGAGUAUUGUGAAUCUUUCCCAGCUUGGGAUUCUUGAUCUUCACAAUAAUAAUCUCUCUGGGGAGCUUCCAAAAGGGAUUCAAUCUCUUAAGAAACUCAAUGAGUUAAAUUUGGCUAAUAAUGAGAUUGCUGGUAAAAUUCCUCAAGAAAUUGGGAGUAUGUCUGUGCUAAAUUUUCUUGAUCUUUCUAAUAAUCGAUUUUCCGGAAAUGUUCCUUUGAGUUUGCAGAAUUUGAAGCUGAAUCAGCUAAAUUUGUCUUACAAUAGUCUUUCUGGAGAGAUUCCACCUCUUAUGGCUAAGGAUAUGUAUAGGGAUAGUUUUAUCGGUAAUCCCGGUUUGUGCGGAUAUUUGAAAGGUUUGUGUGACAAAGGGGAGGGUAAGAGUACAAAUUUUGUAUGGUUACUUAGAACUAUUUUCAUAGUUGCAGCUUUGGUUUUAGUCUUUGGUGUGAUUUGGUUCUACUUCAAGUACAUGAAUAUCAAGAAAGGUAGAUCUAUUGAUAAAACAAAAUGGACAUUGAUGUCGUUUCAUAAACUGGGUUUUGGUGAAGACGAGGUCUUGAAUUGCCUUGAUGAAGAUAAUGUCAUAGGAAGUGGAUCGUCCGGGAAAGUCUACAAGGUUGUGCUUAAAAAUGGAGAAGCUGUUGCCGUGAAGAAGAUAUGGGGCGGGGUCAGAGUGGAAACGGAGGGUGGAGAUAUUGAAAAGAAUCAAUUUCAAGACAAUGCUUUUGAUGCAGAGGUGGAAACUUUGGGAAAGAUUAGGCACAAAAACAUUGUCAAGCUAUGGUGUUGCUGUACCACGAGGGAUUGCAAGCUAUUGGUUUAUGAGUAUAUGCCAAAUGGUAGUCUUGGUGAUAUGCUUCAUAGCAGUAAAGGAGGGUUGUUGGAUUGGCCAACUAGGUAUAAGAUAGCUCUUGAUGCUGCAGAAGGCCUAUCUUAUCUGCAUCACGACUGUGUUCCUCCUAUUGUUCAUAGAGAUGUGAAAUCUAAUAACAUCUUGUUGGAUGAAGAAUUUGGCGCAAGGGUUGCAGAUUUUGGGGUAGCUAAGGUGGUCGAAUCCAACGGGAAAGGAACUAAAUCCAUGUCUGUCAUAGCUGGCUCUUGUGGGUAUAUUGCACCAGAAUAUGCAUACACACUCAGAGUGAAUGAGAAGAGUGACAUAUAUAGUUUUGGUGUUGUUAUCCUUGAGUUAGUCACCGGAAGGAAGCCGGUAGAUCCUGAAUUUGGGGAAAAAGAUUUGGUUAUGUGGGCAUGUAACACCUUGGAUCAGAAAGGUGUUGACCAUGUGCUUGACUCACGACUUGAUUCAUGUUUCAAAGAAGAAAUUUGCAAGGUCCUCAACAUUGGCCUAAUGUGCACUAGUCCUCUUCCAAUCAACCGGCCUGCAAUGAGAAGAGUAGUGAAGAUGUUACUAGAGGUAGGAGGCACGGAUAGCCAAACCAAGUCUUCCCAGAAAGCUGGAAAGUUGUCACCAUAUUACUAUGAUGAUGCAUCAGAUCAUGGAAGUGUUGCUUAAUUUUGUUCAAGGGUUGUGAUUAUUUAAUUCAGAAGAGGAGGUUGAGAAGUUCUAACUAAGCUUUUCUUUUAGUUUUUGCUUAUUGCUUAUUACAGUGUUAACUUCUCCUCCAUGUUUUCCACGAUCAUGAUUUGCUUGACAAAAGUUGGUUAAAGAAAAGGGAAGAUAAUUUAUUUUAAGAGGGUUUAAAAUAGAUAUAGAAUCAUGGCAAGUUGGUGUUUAUUACCAUAUGUAAUGUAAAGUUGGUGGACAUGAAGACCCUUCCCUAGUUAAUUUAAAUUUGAAUCUGCAUUUGCAUUUAUAUCUCGUUA